AGUGGCCGAGAAGGAACGAGGUAUGCCAGUGCCUGAGGUGGCGUCUGACACUGCCAGCGCUGCCACCAUGUUGAGCCCCGUCCUCAACGCCUCCAAUGGAGACGGCUCCGAGUCUGAAACCACCUCCGCCAUCCUCGCCUCUGUCAAGGAACAGGAGUUGCAGUUUGAACGUCUGACCAGGGAGCUGGAAGCCGAACGACAGAUUGUUGCCAGUCAGUUGGAGAGAUGCAAGCUUGGCUCUGAGACUGGAAGCAUGACUAGCAUCAGUUCAACCGAUGAGAAAUUUCGCUGGAACAACCAAGAUGGACAGAAGGACAUAGAGGAGGAGCUGACAACAGGCCUGGAACUGGUGGACUCUUGCAUCCGAUCGCUCCAGGAAUCCGGCAUCUUGGACUCGCAGGACACUUCUACAGGAGACAGACAAGGACUUCUGUCCCAAAGUGCUUUGCAGCUCAACAACCAGGAUGCUUAUGCAGCAGCUGGUUAUCAUAGUAACCAAGGACUGGCACUUGGGGAAUCGAUCACAGGCCGCAGCGGGCAGGUUGGAGGGGCUGUUCACAUCUACAACCAGGUGACAUCCAGCCGUGCAGCUGCCCACUUGGUGGGAACAGACUCUCCCUCCCAGUCCCAGAGAGACUCAUUUGCCCAGCAGGCCCAUGGCAGCGCCUUCCACAUGCCCACUGAGGGUGGAUCCGCACCUGCUGGACCACCCAUGUAUUACUCCUGUGCCACUUUGCCUGCACAGCGUGUGAGCUCCCCUCUGCAGGCGGUGGGAUCUCCUACCAAGCUGCAGCGCCUGGGAUCAGCCUCCUCUGACAUGCCCAGCUAUGCCACACUACAGAGGGUGUCCUCGCCCAAACAGUCACCCAGCCGACUCGCCAAGUCUUACAGCACCUCAUCGCCCAUCAACAUGGCCGCUGGCUCGUCCUCCCCCCUCUCCAUGGCAGCCUCCCCAGGGGGCAACCACACCUCAUCGCCCAUCCACCAGCUGAGCUCAGUGGUGGGCAGCUACGCCACCCUGUCGCCCACCAAGCGGAUGCUGCAUCACAUCGGAGCAGACAGCUACAAGAUUUCCCACGAGCUGUACGCCAACGCAACCCUGCAAAGGCCUGGUAGCCUGGCAGGAUCCAGAGGUUCCUAUAGCAGCCAGCACAGUCACCUGGGCUCUGAGCUACGACCUCUGCAGUCUCCUGAACACCACAUCGACCCCAUCUACGAAGACAGAGUCUACACCAAACCCAACCUUAGAGGACAAGCCCCGCCUUCCCCCGGUGUCGACCCAAUCCCCUUGCAGCGAACAGGAAGCCAAAGCGCCACGGCCACCUUUCAAAGAGGCAGCUUUGCCGCAGGAGGCGGGGCAGCUGACUACGCCAACCCGUACCGCACUCUGCAGUUCUGCCCAUCCACCGAGUCGCCUUACAGCAAGUCGGGCCCUGCCCUCCCCCCUGAGGCUGCCCUAGGCCGGUCUCCAUCAGUGGACAGCAUCCAGAAGGACCCAAGGUACGACCCCGAAUUCCUUGUGUGGAAUCAAAAUCAAGCCGAGCAAAGAAUGACAAAGGAGUUUGGCUGGAGGGAUCCAGAACUGCCUGAGGUGAUCCAGAUGUUGCAGCAUCAGUUCCCAUCAGUCCAGUCCAACGCUGCUGCCUACCUCCAGCACCUCUGCUUUGGAGACAACAAGAUCAAAUCUGAGAUCCGGCGGCAGGGCGGUAUCCAGCUGCUCGUGGACUUGUUGGACCACCGGAUGACCGACGUGCACCGCAGCGCCUGCGGGGCCCUGAGGAACCUGGUGUACGGCAAAGCCAACGACGACAACAAGAUCGCCCUGAAGAACUGCGGAGGCAUACCGGCUCUGGUCCGACUGCUCCGAAAGACCACAGAUGUGGAGAUCCGAGAGCUGCUCACAGGUGUUUUGUGGAACCUGUCGUCAUGUGACGCCCUGAAGAUGCCCAUCAUCCAGGAUGCCCUGGCCGUGCUGACCAACGCUGUGAUCAUCCCCCACUCGGGCUGGGACACCUCCCCCCACACACAGGAAGACCGCAAGCUGCACCUACACUCCUCCCAGGUCCUCCGCAACGCCACAGGCUGCCUCCGGAAUGUGAGUUCUGCAGGCGAGGAGGCCCGGAGGAGGAUGAGGGAGUGCGAGGGCCUGACAGACGCUCUGCUCUACGUCAUCCAGACUGCUCUAGGGAGCAGUGAGAUUGACAGCAAGACCGUAGAGAACUGUGUGUGCAUCCUGAGGAACUUGUCGUACCGUCUGGCAGCGGAGACGUCUCAGAGCCAGCAGGGAGGGUCAGAGGAGUUGGACGGUCUUUUAUGUGACACCGGCGGGAAGGACGCAGAGAGCUCCGGAUGCUGGGGCAAGAAGAAGAAGAAAAAGAAGGGACAUGACCAGUGGGAUGGCGUCGGCCCAUUUCCAGACUUGGCGGAGCCCCCGAAAGGCAUCCAGAUGUUAUGGCACCCCACCAUCGUCAAGCCCUACCUAACACUGCUGUCUGAGUGCUCCAACCCAGACACCCUGGAGGGAGCAGCUGGGGCUCUGCAGAACCUAGCUGCUGGCAGCUGGAAGUGGUCGGUGUAUAUCCGGGCCGCAGUGCGUAAAGAGAAGGGCCUCCCUAUCCUUGUGGAGUUGCUGAGGAUAGACAAUGACCGGGUGGUUUGUGCCGUGGCCACUGCGCUGAGAAACAUGGCUCUGGAUAUCAGGAACAAGGAGCUCAUUGGUAAAUACGCCAUGAGGGACCUGGUGCAUCGUUUGCCCGGAGGCAGCAACAACAACAACACCACUAGCGGUGGGGGAGGAGGAGUCGGCAACACCAGCAGCCUGGUGGGGAAGACCAUGUCGGACGACACCAUCACGGCUAUCUGCUGCGCACUGCAUGAGGUCAUCACCAAGAACAUGGAGAACACCAAGGCCCUGAGGGAUGCUGGCGGCAUAGAGAAGCUCAUCGGCGUCGCCCGCAGCAAAGGAGACAAACAUAGUCCUAAAGUGGUGAAAGCAGCAUCUCAAGUCCUGAACAGCAUGUGGCAAUACAGAGACCUCCGCAGCCUCUACAAAAAGGAUGGCUAUUCCCAGUACCAUUUUGUCGGCUCUUCCUCCACAAUAGAGAGAGACAGACAGCGACCUUAUUCUUCCUCUCGUACUCCGUCCAUCUCUCCCGUACGGACCUCACCCAACAAUCGAUCAGCAAGCGCCCCUGCUUCCCCCAGGGAGAUGAUGGCUUUGAAGGAGAGGAAGGCAGACUAUGAGUCGACUGGCAAUGCCAGUUACCAUGGCAACAAGGGUGAACACACAUCCCGGAAGGACGCCAUGACGGGGCAAAUGUCUGGUGGGUCUUCCACGCUACUCAGAGGAGCAUACGUGUCACCUACUGAUGACCUGAAGUAUAAUCAGAUCUCUUCUCAAGGAAUGCCUUCAGAGCCAUACCCUCCUUUCCAAAACCCUCCCCCGCCCGAAAGUGUCAACUACGAGGACCAGGCCUUCUAUGAGAACCAGGUUCACGCGGGAGGGCGCCCCCCACAGGGUGAACUCAACAUGCACCUGCAGGGCCUCAAGUCCACCGGCAACUAUGUAGACUUCUACUCAGCCUCACGGCCCUACAGCGAGCUCAACUAUGAGACCAGCCACUAUCCAGCCUCACCAGACUCCUGGGUCUGAGGGGAGAAGAGGGUGGAGGAGAAGGAGGAGGAGAGGAUGGAUGAGGGAGAACAUGACGAUGAAGGGGUUAGUUUAAAAAGAGGAAGAAAGAAGAUGAGAGGACAGUUGCCAUGCCUCCCCAUCCUCCCCUGUAGCUCCUGAGUAGCAUCAUAGGUAGCAGGAUGACAGAGGGGGAGGAUGGAGUGCAGUAAAAGAGACAUGGGGAGCAAAUUCUAGACUUUACACUCCUUUCAGUGACAUCUGAGGGAGGACAGAUAGGGGGGCAAAGGAAGAACAGAAGCAAACAGAGGAGCGGCCAUGCAUGUGCAUGCAUACCACCAACAAAACCGACAGACACAUUUUCUUUCUGUGUUUAGUUUGUGAUCAACUACUGCUAGGUUCAACAGGCAGAAAGACCGCCUGCACCCGAAGGCCUCCGGAUACAGAACGUAAGAGGGACGGAUAUGAUGUAAGAGAACUUGAUGGGAAAGAUAGAAAAAGUGGGAAAUGUAUAGAAAUGAAGAAUGACAAUGAAAGAGAAAAAUGGAUUGGUGGACUUGAGGACGGAAGGUUUUGGAUUGCGAAUGGAACGUGUGAGAGAUACCCAGGCGAAACCUGUAAAUAUGUGGUAUAGCAACAUGGCUUUUAGUAAUGUGAAGCACAAGAAGCAGAUCUGUAGGACAUGUAGGACGUCUGUCACAAACUUUUGUUUCUCUCUCUACGGCUUCAGCGUGAUGUAUCCUCCUCUGGGCAAAGAAUGCUUCUGGACCUUGUCAUUUGUAACAGUUUUUUUUUCCUCUUUCUUUUGUUGUGUUUCUACUUUUUUAAUUCUCGAUUCUGGUUGUAUAGUAUUUGAUGUACACUGUACAUUUUCUCAGAUGCAUUGUGUACUGUACAUUGCACUAUUUUCUGUGUCACGUCAGACCUUUUGCCAUUAGGUCAACCUCACUUCCUCACUAACAACCCCACACACAAAUGCACACAGUAUCUGCACUCUAAACUAAAAUUCAUAUCACAGCUACAGACGGACACACUGGAUAUGAAUUGGGUAUUGAAGCAUCAAUUCUGGUAGGUCACGGUGCUCCCUUUACUGCCCUACAGAUAGCUGACAGAAUAGCUGACAGUACAGCUGCCAAAAUAGCUGAGGAGAGGUUUAAAAAGCUAAGCAGCCUUUUCCGGGACUUUUUUUUUUUUUUGAGGCAAGUGUUGUUUCUUUGGCGGCGAUCUUUCCACAUUAACACCUCAAAUCUCCUUUUUGUUCCCAUGACCCCUUGCUUUGAGUGAACUGUGCUCAUUGUGUAUAUAACCGUGCCAAACAAGGGUUACUUCCCCUCAGCUGAAGAAGGCUGUGGGGAAGGAUAGGGGCGUGUUAAAGGGUCCAAGUUCAGCUGAAGUUCUCAGCUGAACAUCCUUGCGGUUCUAACGAUGCCAGUUUGUAAAUGCUUUGGUUUUUCUAAACUGUGUUUUACGGGGAUGAAAACUGUCUUAACUGCACUGGGACUUGGGCGAAAAACAUAAAAACUGAACUAAAAACAAACAAAAAAAAGCAAACGGAAACCAUAGAGGGACUGUGACCAGGCGGAGCAUCGCUUCCUCCAAAGUUGUACAAAAUUAGUUGACUUCUGUGUUGUAAAAUAAUCAAUGUUUGAAUUACAAAAAAAACUUUUCUGAGAGAUGGGUGGCAAUUCUAACUUCAUGGUAGACAAAACUGUUAAUAGAGUACGGAUAUAUAUUAUAUAAAUAUAAAUAUAUACUUUUUAUGUGCAGAUGUGGAUGUCACUUAUAGCAGCAACAUUAUAGAAAAAGACUUGUAAAAAAAAACCCGCUACAUGUAGGAAUUUUGUUCACAUUUUAUUUUCUGGUCAACACACUAAAUUGUCGACUUUGUGUAGUAAUGUUGUUGCUAUGUGGAGUAGAGUAGACCAGGGCCCAGGGAUCCACGUCGUCACUAAAGCAGUCUAAAACGGUGCUAAAUCAGUGAGAAGUAUUUCCAACAUGUCUGUAUUUAUCUGUGCAAACAAUGUCCACUUUUGCAUUGAUUACAAACUGAUUAUCAGCCGUGAGUUCUGAUCAUUCCACAGGUGAUCACAUUUGAAACGACACAACAGAGAACAAUCACAAGUUUGAUUCCUCCUCUAAGUGUGUUUCCCUUGCAUGAAAUUCUGAUCAAUUGGUCUCAUGACGCAAAAAACUGCACCCAUGCAUGCAUGAGUAUUUGUUGUCGGUAAGCCUAAAUCUGAAACUAAAUGGUGAUUUUACUAUACUUUACUAUUUUGUUUACUUUUGUUUUAAAGUGAAAAAGGCUAAAUUGUAAAACGUGACAACAGACCCUGGUUCUCCCUACCCACUGCUGUUUAAAAGUCCUAAAGGUCAUCUUCCGAUGCUUGAAAAAUGGCUGAUAAUGCAAGUGUCCCCACAAAAACACUGGAUGAAAAACAGGCGUACUGUAUUUGUUAGUGAGCGUCUGGAAACUGACACUGUUAUGUAUGUCAUUGUGAUCCUUAGGCAGAGAAAACCUGACUAUUAAGACCUGUAUGGAGAAAUAACGUCGGUGACCUUUUUAUUGCUAGACCAAACGUGUUUUAAAAAGAGAAUUGUGAAUCUUUCUAUUGCCUCAAACAAAUUGCAACUGCUCCAAAAAAUAUAAACGGACCAUCGAAGAGCCUCUGA
This is a messenger RNA of Micropterus dolomieu (smallmouth bass), 6301 nucleotides long. It is a transcript of the gene ctnnd2b, whose product is annotated as catenin (cadherin-associated protein), delta 2b. Gene Ontology annotation, biological process: dendritic spine morphogenesis; cell-cell adhesion; cell-cell junction assembly. The transcript is spliced from 25 exons. Gene Ontology annotation, molecular function: cadherin binding. Bases 23 to 3652 code for a protein of 1209 amino acids. The record is from RefSeq and is a predicted model, not a curated record. Gene Ontology annotation, cellular component: plasma membrane; nucleus; postsynaptic density. Lineage: Eukaryota; Metazoa; Chordata; Actinopteri; Centrarchiformes; Centrarchidae.